AUGACUGCCACGGCUAUGGCCAGCAAUGUGCAGAAACUUUCCAACACCAAAGAGGAAAGGAAGUUAAGAAAGCCUCUAAUUGAGCGAAAGCGAAGGGAAAGGAUUAACAACUGCUUGGAGCAACUGAAGGAAGCAGUCGUUGGUGCAUUUUGUUUGGACCAAUCUAAACUUGAAAAAGCAGAUAUCCUUGAAAUGACAGUAAAGCAUCUCCAGAAUAUCCAAAACAACAAGAUCAUGGCAGAUUCCAAAGUGGGUCUCGAAGCUCAGCAGAGGUACAGCACUGGAUAUAUUCAGUGUAUGCAUGAGGUUCACAACCUUCUCCUGACCUGUGAAUGGAUGGACAAGACUCUUGGGGCACGAUUAUUAAAUCAUCUCCUGAAAUCCUUACCCAGAUCCAGCGAGGAGACCUGCAAAGCAGCCUUAAGGUCCUCGCCUCCUGCUCACCAGUCCCACACAGUGCAGAAAUCCCCUAUCUGCAAUAAGGGGAAUACCUCAGGGUCAAGUCCAGCUCAGGACCAGUUCUAUCCUGUGGAGGAAAAACAAGCUUUGAACAAUUCAUUUCAACCACAACCAUUAUCUCUCUUUAGUCAGCCUGAUGUGCCACCUUCCAGCCAGAUCUUGCGGGCAAAUUUUUCUCAUAAUAACCCUAGUAUGGGAUCAUUAGAUAUGUGGAGACCAUGGUAA
This is a messenger RNA of Mauremys mutica (yellowpond turtle), 684 nucleotides long. RefSeq names its product transcription cofactor HES-6-like. Gene Ontology annotation, biological process: regulation of neurogenesis; regulation of transcription by RNA polymerase II; anterior/posterior pattern specification. The transcript is spliced from 4 exons. Gene Ontology annotation, cellular component: nucleus. The coding region runs from base 1 to 684 and encodes 227 amino acids. NCBI's taxonomy places the organism in Eukaryota, Metazoa, Chordata, Testudines, Geoemydidae. Gene Ontology annotation, molecular function: RNA polymerase II cis-regulatory region sequence-specific DNA binding; DNA-binding transcription factor activity, RNA polymerase II-specific; protein dimerization activity. The record is from RefSeq and is a predicted model, not a curated record.